AUGACCAAGAGAUUGAUCUGCCUCCACAUCUGCGCAAGAAUCCAUUCCUGCCUGCCUUCCUACCGACACCUAGCAAUUUGACGUUUAAUCGAGGAGAAGAGGCAAUUUUGCAGUGCGCCAUAGAGAACAGGGGAACCAGAACGGUUGUUUGGAGACGGUCGUCAGACCCUAAUCCCCUUACCAUAGGGGAAGACACAUACGUCAAUGACCGGAGGUUCAGAGUGGUACACACCAAACACUCCUUGGAGUGGAACCUGCACAUACAGAACGCACAUCCAGACGACAGUGGCAUGUACGAGUGCCAAGUGUCCACCAAACGGCAGCAGAUACGACAGAACAUCUUCCUGACAGUGGAAGGUAAGGAAAGUCGUUUGUUCUACUGA
Candidula unifasciata is the source of this 383-nucleotide messenger RNA. Lineage: Eukaryota; Metazoa; Mollusca; Gastropoda; Stylommatophora; Geomitridae. The record is from the annotation of a GenBank genome assembly.